Messenger RNA from Sturnus vulgaris (Common starling), 786 nucleotides. It is a transcript of the gene POU2AF1, whose product is annotated as POU class 2 homeobox associating factor 1. Gene Ontology annotation, biological process: positive regulation of transcription by RNA polymerase II. Gene Ontology annotation, molecular function: transcription coactivator activity; POU domain binding; DNA binding. Gene Ontology annotation, cellular component: RNA polymerase II transcription regulator complex. NCBI's taxonomy places the organism in Eukaryota, Metazoa, Chordata, Aves, Passeriformes, Sturnidae. The record is from RefSeq and is a predicted model, not a curated record.
AUGCACUGGCAAAAAUCUUCUGGCCCAGACCAGCAGCCACAGCCUCGCCCCUACCAAGGUGUCCGAGUGAAGGAGCCAGUGAAGGAGCUGCUGAAGAGGAAAAGGGGGAAUGUCCAUAAUUCCAAUGCAGCUGCAGCUACAACGGUUGUUUUGUCCCAUCAGCUAGUCCCUUCCUACUCCCCCAUGGGCCAGCCUUGCAUUGAUGUGGACACUGCUGGCCCUGCUGUGCCUGGCCCAGAGGAAGGAGCUCUGGCCUCUGGGUGGCUUCCCCAGCCCUCUCCCAGUUCCCUGCAGCCCCUGGCUCAGUGGAGCCCUUACCCUGACUACGUGUCCCACGAGGCUGGCAGCUGUCCCUACACUGCAGACAUGUAUGUCCAGCCCGUGUGUCCCAGCUACACCCUGGUGGGACCCUCCUCCGUCCUCACUUACACCUCCCAGCCUCUCAUCACCAAUUUUGCACCCCGCAGCACCACCCCGGCCAUGGUGCCACCUCUGGAGGUGACGGAGCCGCAGCCGCCCCUGCCGUACUUCCCAUGGGCACAGCCCCUGUCUGCCCUGCCAGCCUCCACCCUGCAGUACCCUGCAGCCUCCUCCUCGUUCCCUGGGCCCCAGCUGGUGCCCGUGCCCAUCUCCAUCCCCGAGCCAGCCCCCCAGGAGCUGGAGGAUGCCCGGAGAGCCAUCGGUGCCCUGCCCAUCGAGAAGCUGCUGCUGGAAGAUGAAGACAAUGAUACGUACGUGUUAAGCCAUGCUCUCUCUGUGGAAGGGCUUUAGGUCGCACAUCUGGGG